AUAUGCUGUAAGCUGCAGAUAUCCUAAAAUCUUUAAAUUUAGGAUACUCGAGGUUUAGAUGAGACUUAAUAGCGUGGCUUUACACUGAAUUCAUUGUUUUUGAGAAUGAAUGUUGUAAUUUGUAUUUUCAACUCAAAGGGUCGCUGUUGGCAAGGGUGUUGCGAUUUGGCUGGAUGUUUUUUAUUCCUCUGUGUCUUCCCUUUUGCGUGGAAAUAUUCGACGUACAGACAGAAAGACUGUUCGGGUUUAUAAGAAGCACUGCAAGGAAUUCUAUACCUGCUUACACCGUUUGAUUCUUAUAAUUGGAAUGCGAACGAUUUUUUUUCUGUCUUCAUAUUCUCUCCAUGACAAAUGCUUCUUUUUUUAGUGGAGAAGGAACGGAAAUCGGGUCUUGCAGAACAAUGAGACGGCAAGUACUGUUGUUUCUCUCAGCCCUAUGUCUCAAAUACGUGCUCGGGCAGGUCAGCUACUCCAUUCCCGAAGAAAUGGCCAAAGGCUCUGUAGUUGGAAACAUAGCUCAUGAUUUAGGUUUAGAUCUUAAAAGGUUGAAAUCAGGUAACGCUCGCGUUUACACGGGCGGCGGUGUAGAAUACAUCGGGCUGAAUAAAGAAAGGGGGGUCCUGCUUGUCGAGCAGCGGAUAGACAGAGAGGCUUUAUGCGGAGAGACGACGCCUUGUGCCUUACAUUUCCAGUUAAUUUUGGAAAAUCCAAUGGAACUGUUUCGGGUAACAGUGGAGAUUACGGACAUAAAUGAUAAUACCCCCACGUUUACCAAUUCAGAAAAACGUUUCGAAAUUAGCGAGUCCGCUGUGAUAGGAUCGAAAUUCGUGUUAGAGAAAGCAGUAGAUUCCGACAUAGGCAUGAAUGGUUUACAACAGUACUCACUUGCUCCUAGUGAUCAUUUUGUAUUAAAACUAGAAAGUCAGCCAGACGGAACUAAAAAGGUGGAAAUGGUUCUACAGAAGCCUUUAGACCGAGAAAAGAAGGAUUAUUUGUCCCUGCUGUUAACUGCCAUGGAUGGAGGAGAGCCGCAGAUGUCAGGGACAAUGCAGAUAUUUGUCACUGUAUUAGAUGUGAACGAUAAUGCACCGACAUUUGCCAAACCGUUAUAUAGAGCAAAACUGCAGGAAAAUUCUCCUAAAGGCACCAGUGUUACAACUGUAAGUGCAUCUGAUAAAGACAUCGGUUCAAACGGAGAAUUAUCAUAUCUGAUAUCUACAAGCAAACGUGUUCUAUCUGAACUGUUUAAUAUCAAUCCAAAGACUGGUGAAAUUAUCCUAGUCGGGGAAAUAGAUUAUGAAAAAGCAAACUCUUAUCAAAUUGAUAUUGAAGUUGUAGACAGCGGUGGGCUCUCUGAUUCAGCGAAAGUGAUAGUUGAUCUCAUUGAUGUAAAUGACAAUAGUCCUCAAAUAAACAUGGUUUCUAAAUCAGAGUCCAUAUCAGAGAACUCACCAACAAAUACUGUAAUUGCUAUGUUAAGCAUAAACGAUCCAGAUUCCGAGAAUAACGGGAAUGUUGUGUGUGAUAUAAAUGAUAGCAUUCCCUUCAAAAUACAGACUACUGUAAAUGGGUUUUAUACCCUAGUUAUGGAGGUUGCUUUAGACAGAGAAAUGGCUUCGCAAUAUAAUAUCACUGUGACCUGCUCUGAUGAGGGACUCGGGCAGCCCUCUCGUUCAGCUACAGUCGUUGUUAACGUGGCGGUGGCGGACAGCUUCCCUGAAGUGCUGUCGGAGUUCACUGAGUUGACACACGACAAGGAGUACAAUGACAACCUGACUUUUUACUUAGUCUUGGCUCUGGCUGUAGUUUCCUUCCUCUUCAUCACGUGUUUAGUGGUUAUUAUAUCAGUCAAAAUCUACAGGUGGAGACAGUCUCGCAUCCUGUAUCACUCCAACCUGCCUGUCAUUCCAUAUUAUCCACCACGUUACUCAGACACUUUGGGGACAGGGACUCUGCCACAUGUGUACAAUUACGAGGUGUGCAGGACGACUGACUCCAGAAAGAGUGACUGUAAGUUCGGCAGAGCUGGUAGUCAGAACGUGCUGAUAAUGGACCCCAGUUCUACAGGAACGAUGCAGCGGAUACAGAGUGAAAAGAGCAUCCUGGAUGAACCAGACUCUCCUCUAGAGGUUAGUUAUAUAAUGAUCUUGCCAAUUUUGAAGCGUAAACUUUUUUUUCUGUUCAUAGUUUUUACUAAGAACCAACUAGCGCUAGUCAAGAAUCAGCACCAUGGACAGAGGCACGUUACUUGUUCCAUCGCUUUUGACAAUGGGUGUCUAUCUUAACGUAUUGAUGUUUUGUCAACAUGUGAAGGUAUGUUAGUAUUUGACGUUUAGUUAUUGGUGAUGGUGUAAAAUUUGAACAUAAAUCGUGUCGUCUCUUUUUGCCAAGACUCGUCGAAAGACUGUAACUCAAUAUAAACUUGGCGGGGGUGGGGGGGCUAUCUAUGUCAUGUAUUUCGCUUUGUUGAAUUUGUGACAGUAUUUUUAAGUAACUCGUCAGAUAUCAUCAUGACUUAAUCGUUCAGUUCAGUGGUAUGCGUAAAGAAUAUAGACUCUGUGAUCUGUUCAACUAAAAUAAGGGAACUAGUAUUCUCUAGUGUUGCAGACGUUAACUCUUUUAUGGGCUGUGUUAUCCUGGUAUUUGUAAAAACAAUAAGCCUUCGUGCACAACAGGGUUUUCCUUUAGUUUUCCAGGCGUUUUCUGUAGUUCCUAAUUAUGUACUCGUAGGGCCGCUGUUGGCCAGUGUGUUGAUAUUUCAGGGCACAUUUAAAGAGAAACCUCGCUCGCCAUGAUGAUAUCACAGAGAGAAAGACGUCGUGUUCAAACGUCGGAGAUCAUUUUAACUAGAGCCGUUUUCAACCUUUCUUUAACCGAUUCAAAUGGUUUCGGAGUGAUGUCUGUGUUUUAUCACCUGUAAGGGACAUUCGGUAAUUGUGGAUAAUAGUUUUUUCCUGCUAAUUUUCCAGGGGAGCAGUUCG
Molecule: messenger RNA, 2981 nt
Organism: Haplochromis burtoni (Burton's mouthbrooder)
Lineage: Eukaryota; Metazoa; Chordata; Actinopteri; Cichliformes; Cichlidae
Product: protocadherin beta-16-like
Exons: 2
Coding region: 345-2285 (646 amino acids)
Biological process (GO): homophilic cell-cell adhesion
Cellular component (GO): plasma membrane
Molecular function (GO): calcium ion binding
Source: RefSeq, a predicted model, not a curated record